This is a messenger RNA of Bipolaris maydis ATCC 48331, 1456 nucleotides long. Its product is annotated as transcription initiation factor IIF subunit beta-like protein. Gene Ontology annotation, biological process: transcription by RNA polymerase II; transcription initiation at RNA polymerase II promoter. The record is from RefSeq and is a predicted model, not a curated record. Lineage: Eukaryota; Fungi; Ascomycota; Dothideomycetes; Pleosporales; Pleosporaceae. Gene Ontology annotation, cellular component: transcription factor TFIIF complex.
AUAUAACCCUCCCUUCGUCCCCCUUGUGCCACGUCUUUAUUCUUUCCAUUUUCCAACACCAUCACGGUCCCCACCUCUGCCCGGAAAGGCAGGCACCCGCUCGCUACCCACUAUUGCCACAAUCUCUCUCACACGUCGCCAUGAACGGCAUUAAGGCAGACCCUGAUGUCAAGAUGGACCCAGACGCAUCUACUCCAGGCGGAGGCUUUAUGGAUGAUGAGUUCUAUGAGGACACUGGCGAGAUGAUCAUGAGCAAGGAUAGUUCAGACAAGGAUAUCUGGCUCACGCGCAUCCCGCCGUGGUUGUAUGAAGCAGUUUCAAAGUGGGACGAUCUCGCCGAUGGAAACGACAAUGACCAGAUACAAAUCGGAGAAGUUUACGGAUUUGCGACAACAAGCGGCAUUGAUAAAACGAAGCCCAUGCGUGUCUUCCUCAACGACCGUUGGCGCGCAAAGUCGAACCUGCCCUCUGCCUUCCAGCUCGAUCCUGCGCCAGCCACCGACACAAUACUCGGAAACACAUAUGUUUUCACAGAGAAGGAUUUACCGGGCUUUCGGGGUCAUGGCUACGCUAAAGGGGGCAACCAAGGGAGCUUUGGCGGUGUGCAAGAUCCCAAGGCGCGUGUCCAAAAGCGAAGCAAAUACAAAAAGGCCAUUCCUAAGCAGACCGCCCUUAUUGGUCACGCGACGCGACAGUACAAUGCCAAUCCUCUGGAAACAAAAGAAUACAAAGAUUUUAGCGCCGCACGCAUCAAGCAAGCCAUUCAAGGCUCACACAUGACCACCAUAAUUACCAAGGAUACCGAAGUCUCAGAUGUCAACAAUUCCAUCAUGCUCAACAACCGCUUCAAGAACUUCAUCAGGCCUAUGACCAAAGGAAAAUCGCAACAGAACAAGGCUGCUCGUAUGGCCAGGUCGGAUCUCAUCGAUUUCUUGCAUACUCUAUUCGACGAGUAUCAGUACUGGCCUAUGAAGGCAAUCAAGCAGCGCACCAAGCAGCCAGAGCAAUACCUCAAAGAGGUCCUUGGCGACAUUGCACUGCUUGUCAAGUCUGGGCCCUUUGCAAGUAACUGGAAGCGCCAAGCCGUUUUUGAAAAUCAACGUGACACCAGUAAACAAGCCGAGGCAGCUGCUCCAGAGGGCCCGGGUGAUGGAGAUUCAGAGGGCGAAGAUGAGAUGGAGGACGUGGUCUAGAAGACAGGCCCAAAUACUGCAAAGCCUCUACAUGUGAGGAUGAAGAUGCUGGCCGAGGAUGUGACAACUGCUUUAGCGACACCCGACUUGCACAGAAAAAUGCGUUGGUAAAAAACUGGUUUUCAAUCCAAGACGAGAUGUUUUUCUGCGAUUUUCUUCCAUUUUCUCUGCUAGAAACCAUCGAAGAGGUAUUUUUGGACUAUUUGUAUUAUAAAGCAUGCACUUCUUGCAGCUCGUAACCAAUACAUACUAUAAUGGACUCA